Yamadazyma jaroonii is the source of this 465-nucleotide messenger RNA. The record is from the annotation of a GenBank genome assembly. Lineage: Eukaryota; Fungi; Ascomycota; Pichiomycetes; Serinales; Debaryomycetaceae.
AUGAAAGUGUUUAUAUCGUCCUUGAAUGUUCCUAUAGGUUACACCACACCAUCGUUCCCAUCGUUAUAUUGGCCGUUGGGACAUACGUCAUCUAAGUUCUCAUCAUCACUUUUAUACUAUUCAGCAGAUGUUUGGAGAUUCACAGUGUUGUGGUUUUUAAUUGCAUUCAGUGGUGUUUACGUAGUGGCUGCCUUCAUAGCUUCCAUUAAUUAUUUGAUUUACAGUCAGAGAAAUAAUUACGGAGGGAAAUCAUGCUUUGUGACCAUACUAAUGAUAUGGUGUACUUAUCUUACAUCAGGAUUAUUCAUUGCAACUAUUGGAGGGUCAGUAGUAGGAUUGAUUAUACUGGCUAUAUAUAAAGCAGGUUCAAUGACUAUGAGUACAUGGAUACCUUUUGUUUGGGCUUUGGUAGGUGUGUUAUAUGACAUUUCCACCAGUUAUCUGAAUAGUCUGAUGACUUUAUGA